This is a messenger RNA of Ceratotherium simum simum (southern white rhinoceros), 1968 nucleotides long. The record is from RefSeq and is a predicted model, not a curated record. NCBI's taxonomy places the organism in Eukaryota, Metazoa, Chordata, Mammalia, Perissodactyla, Rhinocerotidae.
CUUGUGUAGACGCAGGAGCCCUGGGAAGCGGCCCCAGGCCCUCGCCUGUGGCUUCUCCCCCAGACGCUCACAGUGGCCUCCAGAAACCUGGUGAGUCUGUCUUACCGCUCCACUUCCUCAUCUUCCCAGUGCAGUACUGUCCUGCCACCAGGUAAUUAAGGACUGUGAGUAUGACACCGUUCCUAUUCAGUCCAGUGUGGUGUUAUGUUCCUGCCCAUCCCCAUCAAUGGUGAGGACCCAGACUGAGUCCAGCACGGCCCCUGGCGUUCCCAGCGGUGGUAGCAGGCAAGGCCCCGUCAUGGACAGCACCACGGCUGAGUCCCGGCCAAACGCCAACUCCUUGCAACAUGCUGCACAGCCGCCACCACCACAGCCUCGGAAGAAACGGCCUGAGGACUUCAAAUUUGGGAAAAUUCUUGGUGAAGGGUCUUUUUCAACAGUUGUCCUGGCCCGAGAACUGGCAACCUCAAGGGAAUAUGCUAUUAAAAUUCUAGAGAAACGUCACAUUAUCAAAGAGAACAAGGUCCCGUAUGUUACCAGAGAGAGAGAUGUGAUGUCGCGCCUGGAUCACCCCUUCUUUGUUAAACUUUACUUCACGUUUCAGGAUGAUGAAAAGCUGUAUUUUGGCCUUAGUUAUGCCAAAAACGGAGAGCUACUUAAAUACAUUCGCAAAAUUGGUUCUUUCGAUGAGACAUGCACCCGAUUUUACACGGCCGAGAUGGUGUCCGCUCUGGAGUACUUGCACGGCAGGGGCGUCGUCCACAGGGACCUGAAACCAGAAAACAUUUUGUUAAAUGAAGAUAUGCACAUCCAGAUCACAGAUUUUGGAACUGCAAAAGUAUUAUCCCCUGAGAGUAAACAAGCCAGGGCCAACUCGUUUGUAGGAACAGCCCAGUAUGUUUCUCCAGAGCUGCUCACAGAGAAAUCGGCCUGUAAAAGUUCAGACCUUUGGGCUCUCGGAUGCAUAAUAUACCAGCUUGUGGCAGGACUGCCACCAUUCCGAGCCGGAAACGAGUAUCUCAUAUUUCAGAAGAUCAUUAAGUUGGAAUAUGACUUUCCUGAGAAAUUCUUCCCUAAGGCAAGAGACCUUGUGGAAAAACUUUUGGUUUUAGAUGCCACAAAGCGAUUAGGCUGUGAAGAAAUGGAAGGAUACGGCCCUCUGAAAGCCCAUCCAUUCUUUGAGUCCAUCACGUGGGAGAAUCUGCACCAUCAGACGCCUCCAAAGCUCACAGCUUACUUACCAGCCAUGUCAGAAGAUGACGAAGACUGCUAUGGAAACUACGACAAUCUCCUGAGCCAGUUUGGCUGCAUGCAGGUGUCAUCGUCAUCCUCCUCCCACUCCCUGUCUGCCUCGGAUGCAGCUCUGCCACAGAGGGCGGGCAGCAACAUCGAGCAGUAUAUCCAUGACCUGGACACUAAUUCUUUUGAACUGGACUUACAGUUUUCUGAAGAUGAGAAGAGGUUAUUAUUGGAGAAGCAGGCCAGUGGAAACCCUUGGGAGACUUGCUUUCUCAAUCCACAGAGCACCACCUAAGUCUAAAGAUGCUAAAAACAAGACACGGACAUAUCAGAGAGUUCUCUGACUCAUGGGAGGGAGGAAUCUACUCCAGAGAAACUGGGCAAAACUGUAAAUAUGAAACAAAAAUAGGACAAUAGCUACCUUUCCUUGGCUUUCUAGAUGCGCCAUUUUGUGUCUGUGAACAGAACGUUUUUGCAUACUAUUAUGGUGCCAGUUAAGUUGCAGCAUCAGUUUGAGACCAAUCAUUCAGUUUUAAAGGUAAAGGAAUUGAAUAUUUUAAACGUACAUGUGAUGAGGUCUUUCAAAGUCAAGCAUUAAAAAGUGCCUGAAGCAUCUUAUAGAGAAGUUAUAUUGUCAAGGCUAGAGAAGUGCACUUGUGAGCUGAGAGACGAAAAAGCCUCGGGCCAUUGACAAGGCUGAGUGCCUGCUGGAUGAAAGUCUGUGAGAGA